Messenger RNA from Vicugna pacos (alpaca), 4645 nucleotides. The record is from RefSeq and is a predicted model, not a curated record. Lineage: Eukaryota; Metazoa; Chordata; Mammalia; Artiodactyla; Camelidae.
UGGAUUUUUGAAGAGUGUGGUAAUUUUUUGAAACUGAUUUUCACCCUUAGCGGGAAGGGUCAAGAGGCAGAAGCUGGGUCCUGAAGGGCAGCAGAAGGUGAAGGAGUCUGCUGUGCGCCUCCUGUGGAGCCAUCUGGACCUGAGUGACCUUUUGCUUGAGGUGGACGGCCCGCCACGUAAAACACUGUGUCUCAGCCAGUGGGUCAGUUGCAGUGGCCCUGAGGGCUGCGCUGAUCCGUCCAGCUCACUCGUGGUGACUCAGAAAGAGGCUCAAAAAUGGUACGAACCGAAGCAUCCCUUGUACAAACGGGACAGUAGCAUGCUGCUCCUUCCUGGAAGUGGUGAGAACAGAUCUGCUGGGUGGGGAAGAGCAGCAGGUGGCCAGGAAUACAGGCCAACCUGGGAGACACCACUGGCCUGGGGCCAGACCCUGCUGUGAGAAUACUGCAGUGAAGCGAGUCCCACAAAUCCUGGUUUCCUGGCUGUGCUCUGCGGGACCAGGCCUCGCGGCUGGGCGUUCCAGUGGCGGUCCUGUCCAGCCAGGUGGUGGCCUCUGGCCUCGUGCGGAUAUGUGAGGCGGACGCCAGGCCCUCCCCUGAGGUGCUGCUGACUCCGGAGCAGAGGAAGAAACUGUCUUCCUUGUUAGAGAUCACUCAGAACUUACUAGCACACAGCAUGUUCUCCCGUGUCUUCUUCUGCCGAGAAUUAUGGAAAAUACAGAAUUCUUUGCUGCUUGAAGCUGUGUGGCAUCUUCACGUUCAGAACAUUGUAAGCCUCCAGGAGCUGCUGGAAAGCCAGGCCAACGUCCAGGCCGUGGUGGCCUGGCUCUUCAGGAACCUACGCCUCCUGUGUGAGCAUAUAGAAGCGCCCUGUCCACAGGCUGACAUCGGCAGGGCCGUGCUUACUGAUAUUGUGCGCUUGCUUGUGUUGAGCGGCUUCCAGAAAGGUGUGGAUCUGAGGAGAAGCGUGAAGCUGGAGCAGACGCCCCAGGUAGUCGCCGCGGCUGUCCUUGGGAGGAUGCUCACGUUCGCAUUGGAGGCUCUGGCUGGCGGGAUAAAGGAGGAGUCCCCCGAGCACAGGACAGCGAGGGGCUGGUUCAGCACGUUCAGUGGACACACGUAUCAUGGUAUAAUUUCAACAGACUCUCCAAAGAGGUUUUUCUUUCAUACUCUGACCCAGAUCCUCACCCACAAGCCUGUGCUGAAAGUUUCUGAUGCUGUUCAAAUGCAGAGAGAGUGGACCUUCGCGAGGUCCCACCCUCUGCUCACCAGUCUGUACCGCAGGCUCUUGGUGGCCCUGAGCCCUGAGGAGCUGGUCAGCCAUUUGCAAGAAGUUCUGGAAACCUGUGAGGUGAACUGGCAGCACGUGCUGUCCUGCGUGUCUGCGAUGGUGGUCUGCUUGCCGGAUGCCCAGCAGCUGGUUACCGGUUGGGUGGCCCGUUUGCUGGCCCGUGCGUUCGGGAGCUGUGACCUGGACAGCAUGGUCACUGCAUUCCUGGUUGUGCGUCAGGCCGCGCUGGAGGGCCCCUCUGCGUUCCUGUCCUAUGCAGACUGGUUCCAGGCCUCCUUCAGCAGCAUGCGGGGCCCCCAUGGCAGCAGCAAGAGGGCCUUGGUCUUCCUUUUCAAGUUCCUGUCCGACCUCGUACCCUUCGAGGCCCCCCGGUACCUGCAGGUGCACAUUCUCCACCCGCCACUGGUACCCAGCAGGUACCGCUCCCUCCUCACCGACUACGUCUCACUGGCCAGGACGCGCCUGGCCGACCUCAAGGUUUCCAUAGAGAACACGGGACUCUACGGGGCCCUGUUGUCAGCUGGAGAUGUCGCAGAGCCCCACAGCCAGGCAUCCCAAGAUGUGGAGAAGGCCAUCGCGGUGUUCAUGCAAACUGGGAAGAUUCCUGCCGCCGUCCUGGAGGCCAGCGUGUUCCGGAGGCCCUACUACCUGUCCCACUUUCUCCCCGCCCUGCUCACUCCGCGAGUGCUCCCGGCAGUCCCCGAUUCCCGGGCAGCCCUCGUGGAGUCCCUGAAGCGAGCAGAUAAAAUCCCCCCGUCUCUGUACUCCUCCUACUGCCAAGCCUGUGCCGCUGCUGCAGAGACGGGGCCGGAAGGUGCAGCCCCAGGAGGGAAGGAGGAGCCCCGCAGCGCAGAGGAGCCCCUGGGCCUGCUCACGGCUGCCCUGGGGGAGCUCAGGGCCCUGUUGACCGACCCCACCCAGCAUGAUGGCCUGUUGGCUCAGGUGGCAGUGAUUUCCGAGAGGCUCGGCGCCACCCUGGGCCUCGGCGAGGACGACAGCAGCGUGGAGCCUGUGGUUCAGCUCAGCAUCCUUGCUCCCGAGCUGGAAGGGCAGGAGCGGAGGGUGGUGGAUCUCCUGCUGACAUCUUUCUGCCAGAACCUCAUGGCAGCCUCCAGCAUCGCACCCCCCGACAGGCAGGGCCCCUGGGCCACCCGCUUUGUGAAGACCCUGUGCAGACGCAGGCUUCUCCCCGCUGUGCUCACCAGGCUCUGCCAGCUGCUCCGCCACCAGGGCCCGAGCCUGAGUGCCUCACACGUGCUGGGGUUGGCCGCCCUGGCCGUCCACCUCGGCGAGUCCAGGUCUGCACUCCCGGAGGUGCGUGUGGGCCCUCCCACCCCUGCCAGCGGCCUCCCCGUCCCCGAGCUCUUCGACAGCCUCCUGCCAUGUGGGACCAAGGAGUCCUCAGUGCUGUGCCUGAAAUUUUGUACAGCGGCAAUUUCUUACUCUUUGUGUAAGUUUUCUUCCCAGUCACGUGACAUUUUGUACAGUUGUUUGUCUCCAGGCCUUAUAAAAAAGUUCCAGUUCCUCACGCUCAGGCUGCUCUCAGAAGCCCGGGACGCCCCCUUGGAGGAAGCCCCAGCCGACCUGCCCUGGAGGCCCCCGGGCUUGCCCUCCGCUGACUGGCAGCGAGCCGCCCUUUGCCUGUGGAGGUGGAGAGCCUUCCAGGAACUGUCAGCGCAGGACAGAUUCCACCUGACCUACAGAGACUGGUUGCAGCUGGAACUGGAAAUUCAGCCUGAAGCUGAUGUGCUCUCAGAUACAGAAAGGUGGGACUUCCACCAGUGGGCCCUCCACCAGCACUUCCUCCCAGCGCCCUGUGCUGUUGGGGGCUGUGAUGGGGACCUGGAAACCGCCUGCUCCGUCCUCCUAGACGCGCUGAUGGACUCCUGCCAAAGUUCAAGGAGCUACGACCACAGAGAGAACCCUGAUUUGGCUCUUGGCAGCUGCACAGGAAAUCGGGAUGUUUUCUCCAGGUUGCAGGAGAUGGUUGGGGACCUGGAGCAGGUCCCGGCGGCGCCCCUCGGCCACUCCCCUUCUCGGGGGCACUUCCUCUUCACGGUUUUCCGCAGGCGGCUCCAGGCUCUGGCGGGUGGGGGGGCCGUGGCCACCUGCCUUCAGAGACAGCGGGAGCUGCUCACAUGCAAACGGAUCCUUCUGGGCCUGCCCCCCUCCCUGCUCUUCAGCCACCCCCAGGAAGGACAGCCCGCCACCCCCAGCUGUGACGACUUCUUCCACUUCGUCAACUCCGAGCUGAGAAACUUAUGCUUCCACGACGGUGCCCUGACCCACGACAUCACCGUCCACUUCUUCCGGGGGCUCCUCAAUGCCUGCUUACGGAGCAGUGACCCUGCACUGGCAGCCGACCUGACCCUGACCGCCUGCCAGACCAAGUGCCCCCUGGUUCUGACCUCUGCUCUGCUGUGGUGGCCACACCUGGAGCCCGAGCUUCAUUGCCGGUGGAGGAAGUGGUCCCGGGGCCCGCUGCCCCCAGAGCUGCAGAGGCUGCAGGAGGCCCAGCAGUUUGCCAGGAGCCUCCUCUCCCUGGACACGGACAUGGCGUCCCCCGCACCUGGCCCCGCCUGGGUCUCUGCGGCGGCUCUGCACUUGGCAGUUCGGCGGGCCAGGAAGGAAGACACCAUGAGGGUGCUGAGCAAGCUGGACAGCCAGAGGGAGGAGCUGUUGGUUUUCCUGUUUUUUUUUUCCUUGAUGGGCCUGCUCUCAGCACACCUGAGCCCGCAGGCUGCUGACUCCCUGAGGGCUCUGGACACCUGCGCUGAGAUCCUGGGGUGUCUGCAGAGGAGGAGGAUCUCCUGGCUGAGGCUCUUCCAGUUGACAGAGGCAGAUGCGGGCCUGGGACGCACUCUCCUCCUCUUGGCCCCCGACCAGCACAUCAGGCUGCUGCCGGCCGCCUUCUACAGUCUCCUCUCCUACUUUGAGGAAGACUCCCUUCUCAAGGAAGAAGCCUUCCUGCACGUUGCUGUCGACAUGUAUCUGAAGCUGACCUGCCUUUUCGUGGCUGGGGAGACGCGUGUGGUCUCGACUCCGGCCCACAGCCUGGAGCUCCAGGGCCAGGGCGACCCCGUGAGCCUGCUAACAAAAGCUCGUCUUUUCCUGCUGCAGUCGAUACCACGGUGUCCAAAAAGGAGCUUCGCACACGUGGCAGAGCUGCUAGCCGCUGGUGCAGACUGUGACCCAGAAGUGAGUGCCGCCCUCCUGAGCAGGCAGCAGGCUGUGCUCGACCUUGACCUCGACCAAGAAGCCUGUCUCUCCUGAUGCAACCUGCCCAGGGCACAGCCCUGCUCCUCUGUAAAUAAUUUAUUAUACACGUAACAUGGAGUUGUUGUUGCACCGAAAA